CAGUGUCAUGAUACUAUGGGUUGCGUGGUGAACUCUACGGGACCAGAACUGCUAUUACAACUGGAGGCUUUGAGAUCAACCGCUCAACAACUUGCCCAACUUUAUCACCUCUCGGGAAAGAAAAAGAUAUAUUAUAAAGCUAUUAAAGAUAUUGAAAUAGGGGAGGAGUUACUGGUUUACAUGAAGGACGGAGUUUUCCCCGAGGGCUCAAUGGCACCGAACCUGGAAGAUGAGCAGAUGUAUCGCUGUGAACACUGUGACGAGCUCUUCACCUCAAAGCUGGAGUUACGGCGGCAUCAGAAAUACUCCUGCAGUACCAGCAACUCCAUCUUUGACUCUCUAAGCGACUUUAAACAGGAGCGCGAAGACAGCGAUGAGAUGGUGCACGAGUGCAAAGACUGUGAAAAGAUCUUCCCUAGCGAGUACAGUCUCGGGCAGCAUAUGAUCGUACACACAGAGGAGAGAGAAUAUAAGUGUGACCAGUGCCCCAAAGCAUUCAACUGGAAAUCCAACCUCAUUCGUCAUCAGAUGUCACAUGACAGUGGCAAGCGCUUUGAGUGUGAAAACUGUGACAAGGUGUUCACAGACCCCAGCAACCUCCAGCGGCACAUCCGCUCCCAGCACGUCGGGGCCCGAGCCCACACCUGCCCUGAGUGUGGCAAGACCUUUGCCACCUCCUCAGGCCUCAAGCAGCACAAGCACAUACACAGCAGUGUCAAGCCUUUCAUCUGUGAGGUGUGUCACAAAUCGUAUACCCAGUUCUCUAACCUGUGCCGUCACAAACGGAUGCAUGCAGACUGCCGCACUCAAAUCAAGUGCAAAGACUGCGGGCAAAUGUUCAGUACUACCUCGUCCCUCAACAAGCAUCGACGCUUUUGUGAGGGCAAGAACCAUUAUAACCCCGGAGGCAUAUUCACAUCGGGCAUACCAAUGACCUCCAGUCCCAUGUUAGGCAAGUCGAAGUCUCAUCCAGGCCUGAAUCAUGCUGGACUUGGCUUUGGGGAUUACUUCCCAUCUAGGCCCCAUCAUGCAGGGCUUCCCUUUUCCCCAGGGCCCCCAGCAUUCCCAGCCAUGUCCCACGGCUUCCCAGGGAUCUUUCCACCAUCACUAUAUCCUAGACCUCCGUUGUUACCCCCUAGUCCACUGCUAAAGAGCCCGCUUAGUAACAGUCAAGAUGGUAAGUUGCCUCCUCUUGACGCUCCUACACUUUCUAUGGUCUCAUCCAUGAGCAACAGCAAUGGCAAUGUUGGAAGUGGCCUCAGCAGUCUGUUGGAAGAGAAUCGAGAGUCCAAAUUGGACUUGUCAUUUCCAGACAACAAGAAUAAAGUGAAGAUGAAUGACAUGUCUGAUGGCAGUGACUUGGAAGAUGUGAACACAUCCAGUGGUACGGAUCUAGACACCACCACCGGCACGGUGUCUGGAUCCGACCUAGAAAGUGAGGCAGAGAGCGAACGGGACAAGAGUAGAAGGAAACCGGUGCAGGAGAGCAAGCAGGAUGAAGUCAGUAGCAGUUCAUUGUCGGUCUCCAGUUCAGGGAACCUCCCUUGUGAGCGCCCUUUCCUCUCCUCACAGCAUUCCUUCUUCCCACCUCCAGAAGAGCAAGCACUUCCACCCUCCGGUGCCACCACUGACUCCAUUAAAGCCAUCGCCUCCAUUGCAGAAAAAUAUUUUGGCCCAGGCUUCAUGGGCUUGCAGGAGAAGAAGAUGGGCUCGUUGAACUACCAUUCCAUGUUCCCUUUCCAGUUUCUGCCCAACUUCCCACACUCAUUGUACCCCUUCACAGACAGAGCACUCAAUCCUGGCAUGUUCUUCAAACCUGAGCCCAAAUCUCCUCGUGAGCAAAUACAAAAAUUACCUUCAGCCACUGCAGAUUCACCCUUCGACCUUACCACCAAACCCAAGGAGGUCAAACCUCUUCCUCCGCAUCCUAGCAAGCCAGCCUUGCCAUCCAAUGCUUUCCUGGCCCCAGGCGAGGAGCAACCUCUGGACCUUAGUAUAGGGAGCCGAAGCCGAGCCAGCCAGAAUGGUGGCACACCUGAACAGCGCAAGAAUCAUGUCUACAUCGCAAACUGCAAAUCUGCUAAAGACGAGCAUCCAGCCCUAACUCAUUCCCAGAACAUGCACCAGCCCCAGAUGCCUCAGCCACAAGCAUCCCUCCCCCAGCCACCUCCUCCCCAGCAGCAGCCGUCACUCCACUAUGCCAAGCCCUCACCAUUCUUCAUGGACCCCAUCUACAGGGUGGAGAAGAGGAAGCUAUUAGACCCAGUAGGAGCUCUAAAGGAGAAAUACCUGAGGCCGGCACCACUACUCUUCCAUCCUCAGGUGUCUGCCAUGGAAAACAUGACUGAGAAGUUGAAAAGCUUUAGUGCUCUGAAACUGAAUGCUCCCAAUUCCCUCCAGCACUCCUCACACCACCUCUUUAACUUCCGCUCCCCACCUCCCUCUCUCUCCGAUGCUAUCUUACGCAAAGGCAAGGAGCGAUACACCUGCAGGUACUGUGGGAAAAUCUUUCCCAGGUCAGCUAAUCUUACAAGGCACUUACGAACACACACAGGAGAACAGCCAUACAGAUGUAAAUACUGUGACCGAUCGUUCAGCAUCUCCUCCAACCUCCAGCGACAUGUUCGUAACAUUCACAACAAGGAAAAACCUUUCAAGUGCCACCUUUGCAAUCGCUGCUUCGGUCAACAGACUAAUCUGGACCGCCACUUAAAGAAACAUGAACAUGAGAAUAUUCCAGUGAGUCAGCAGUCUGGGAUCCUCUCGAAUUUAGGAACAACUAUUUCCUCACCGAACUCUGAGUCUGACAAUCAUGCACUUUUGGAUGAGAAGGAGGACUCAUAUUUCUCAGAGAUCAGGAACUUCAUCUCCAACAGUGAAAUGAACCAGGCAUGCAGCUCCUCAGAGAAAAGGACAGAGCUGACAGAAGAAGAGCAUCCUCAGAGUCACACUCUCACUGCCUCCAAACUGGAGGAGGAAGAAGAGGAGAUGGAGGGAGACGAUGAAGAUGAGGAAGGCUCUUUGACAGAAAAGUCACAGGAUGAGACGGCUUCUCCCGCCACUAUGGUGCAGGGCACUUACGAGGACGAAGAGGAACCGACCCCUCUCCCGAUGUCUUACGAAAACACGGGCAGGUGUAUUGAGGAGGAUGCAGGCCUAUUAGAUCUGGAACCUCUGGCUGGUUUCCCCAAAAACCUGGAAUUCCAUAAAGCUGGCGAGGAGCCCUAUGACAUUAAAGACAUUUUUAGCACCUCGGUAGAGUCGGAGGUGCUGAAAGAAACUCUAUUCAGACAGGCUAAAACCCAGGCUUAUGCAAUGAUGCUCUCUCUGUCUGAGAACAACAAUCUGCACGCACCCUCCCAGAACUCCUUGGAUGCUUGGCUCAACAUGGGAGGAGGGUCUUCAGAAACGAGCUCCUUUCACCCCCUCAACAACAUCUGAGAACACGAACAAUGCAAAAGAGAAGUCAGAAAUGAAAGGAGAAAGAUAGAGAGGAAGAAAGAGCUUGUGAAGACCAAUGAUGCCACAGUCGAUCCACCACUAUGUGCGUAAGAAAGGAAGGGCUGUAGAGAUAGCAGACCGCACUGUUGAGUGAAACAGACACAGGAUCCAGUCACAGAUGGGAGAUUUUUAUUCCACAGCUGAACAACAGGAAUCAAAUCAUCAAUUCCCAGCUAAACACAUUUUCGGUCUAAAACUAGACACAAUAGUGAUGUUCUCUCCUCAGCAGCUCAAAACCAGAGGGGAUACUGCAUUUGAAUGACUCAAAAAAUCACCUCGUUUUCAAUUAUAUGCAUUCAACAGACACUGCUAUCAAGGCUUAUAUGGUUUAUCAAACACACAAAAAAUCCAUGUUCACGUAGAAGCCCGCGCUGUGUUGGGUGGUGGACAUUUCAACAGUUUCUAUACAGCGUUCCAUCCUCAAGUUGCUCUUGUUCAAAGGUUUCCUUUAAAUGAACUCACAGCUGAAGUCUUAGGUCAUUAGAGUACAAAUAAACAUUCAUUUUAAUGGCAAUAGAAGCACUUAAGCCCAUAACUAGCAUGCUAACUUCGCCCUGAGGCUGACCGCCAUUUGAACGCCACCAUCAAAAUGUCUAUGCUGGAAGUCACUGGGAUACGUUGUGACUUUUUUGUUUAAGCCACACACUUUUGAGUCGUCCCUUCAACCGUAAGAGCAGGCACAUGUUCACGCGAUAUAUCACGCAGCAUGGUUGUUCAAAGUGUAUAGCAUCAUUGUCAUUGUAAUUAUCGUUAUGGUUCGUAUUUUAGCUGUAUAAAGGCCUUUAGACCAAACUGAAAGUUUGUUUUAAAGAGUUAAAUUAUUCUCCAGUGGGGGUAAUUGGAAUAUCUUUCCUCCUUCGUAUUGAAUUCAAUAAUAUUAUACAUUAUUUGUAUGUGAUUUGCUCCUCAGUAAACAGUAUUGUUUCUUUUCAGGCACAUCUGUGCUUAAAUGUUAAUAUAAAUAUUUAGUGAAGGACCAAAUUUGUACAAUAUUGUUGUAUGAUGUACAAAAUAAGUUAACAGUUCGUAGCAGAGAGUGUUGUGUGCCAAAUAACCCCCUUUCCUUUGACAAUCAUUGAGUGAUCGCCUCCACUGUUAGUAGUUUUUCCUCUGUUGUUGAUUACUUAGAUUGAUGAGUGUUUGCCUUUUAUUUAUUUUUAAUUUGUAUUUUUUGUUUGAUUUUUGGAAUAAUGAAAAAUGAAGAAGAAAAAAAAAAAACGUUUUACCCACUCUUUUGAAGGAAUGAAAUUACUGAAAUAUUUCAUCACAGAGCAACAAGUUUGCCAAUAUAAGUGUUUCAUUUAUCAGCACGUAAGACAUUAAAUGUGUCUAUGAAAUCUGGUUUAUGAUACAUCUGUUCAGCCAUUUAGAAAUGUAGAAAAUGUGUGAUUUAAAAAAGAAAAUGGUUGGCAUCCUUGAAUCAAAUGUUUUGAUUAAAACAUCAGGUUACUCAAAAAGAGGGGCAUUAUAUGUUGACCUUUUUACACAGUCAAACAUCAAACAUCAUCAUAAAGACAGUGCAGUGAUUCAACCAGUAUAUCUGAUUCAAAGUGCACGUUUCAAAUGUCCCAUUUGUUUGGAAAGAGCCAUUUUCAUCAGGUGGUCAUAAAUAUCACAAACAAUAAGCAUUUGCAUCAACUACAUUUGAACAGUCACCGAAAAGACACCACAACUGAGGCCACAUCCACGCAAACCCGUUUUCGGUUUCCAACGUUGUUGUUUUCCAAAGUAUGCGGUAAUGUAGAGCGUUUUCGAAAUGCUCCAUUUUUGGUGGAGGAAAACGCCGUUUGAAGCAUAGAAUUAGCAUAACCAAUGCGUUUACCAACGAAAACGUAUUUUAGUGUGGAUGUGGCCUGAGAGGGCCACAAAGGGAUCGCCAUCAAAUGGUGAGCAGCCACAGUUAACGUUCAUAAGAACAGAGCUUUCUGAGAGACACCAGACCCAUGAAUACACGUUUGAGUCCUCAUCUAACUCCUCUGAACUGUGAAGCCAGCGAAUGAAUCGUAAACAACUGAAUGCAUAUUUAUGAAUGUGUAGAGUAGAUUUAAAAUGUAGGUUAUAAGGCAAACUUCCUCUGAAAGUUACCUUCUCGUGAAUGUCUUUUUGGGGACUUUUUUGGUCAGGAAUUUAUACCUUUACUACUACUCUCCUCACAGCCUUCUGUUGGGAUUUUUAAAGACUUUAAACACUACCCAGAGAGCACCACAUACUCUGGAAUCAUAGAGCCCACCCUUGUCAUACCUAACACAUACUGCCUAGAUCAUGAUUUACAUAUGAGCUCUUAUAUUAGUACUGGUUUUAAUGUCAUUUUUGAAGCAAGGCUGGUUUUAACAAGCACUUUAAAUCAUAGGUCAAAAACUGCAAAGAAUAUUCAAGCUUUGUCGGAAGAACUUGUCAUUCAGGAACAUUAGGAAUACUCUAUUUCUACGGCAGACACAAACCACACCAGAUGCAUUUUACUGGCCGGGAAUUUUCUGGAUCACACAGUGAAACAACUUGGAGCACCAGGUGGCGCUCUGUAUCUUCUUACCCUAUUUCAUACUGUAUCGUCUCACUAUGUCAUUUACUCAGACCCUUGAGAAAGAAGUCUUGUUUGAUGCAUAGAAAUGCUGGGGAUGCAAUGGAAUUGUGAGUUUGGAGAGAGUCAUGUCACAUACUACUGUACUUAGCAAGCGCUGUAGAUGGAGAAGAAAGUGACCCACAUUGUUAAAAUUAUCAUGGACAAAUGGUCAAACAAUGAACUGAGUUAUUAUUCUUGACCCACUGUUACAUCAAAAACAAAUGUAUAAUAUCGAAAACCAUAGAUUACAUGGUUUCUUAAAAAAAAAAAAAGUGUAUAGAAUUAAAAAAAAAUGAAUAAGAAUGAUGACAUUGCAUAUGUCCGAAACUUCACUUAAAACAUGGGUUUGGAAAUACAUGGUGCUUGUUUAAUUUGGAUCUUUGGAGUUGUAUAUUGCUUCUGUUAUGUUUAUUAAAAGAUAUUGUGCAUGAUUUGUGUUUUAGAGGUCAUAAUGGUGUCCAUUUGUGAAAUGUGUAUCUUAAAUUAAAAAGUAAAAAAAAUAAAAAAAA
Molecule: messenger RNA, 6570 nt
Organism: Myxocyprinus asiaticus (Chinese sucker)
Lineage: Eukaryota; Metazoa; Chordata; Actinopteri; Cypriniformes; Catostomidae
Product: histone-lysine N-methyltransferase PRDM16-like
Exons: 14
Coding region: 16-3441 (1141 amino acids)
Biological process (GO): regulation of transcription by RNA polymerase II
Molecular function (GO): DNA-binding transcription factor activity; RNA polymerase II cis-regulatory region sequence-specific DNA binding
Source: RefSeq, a predicted model, not a curated record